UGAGACACGCAAGUCCGUCAAGAAAUUGACGGGCUCAGCGAAGGGCCGCUAUAAAGCUCUUAGAGGACUAGGAGUUGCGCAUGAGGAGGCGCUACAACUGUCCGCAAAGGGUUUCGCGGAGCUUAAAAAAAUGGGGUACAAGUUCGGGUCCACACAUUCCAGGCCCGAGCCAAAAUCGGCCAAACGGCCGCGCUCGGAGGAAAAAUCACCACAGGGUAACAUGUGCAAGAACCCAAGGGUGACUGUGACUCCCCCAACCCAACCCCAACCCUCACAACCCUACAACGAGGUCCUCAGCCAAGUCCGAGUCGGAAUCAAGGACUCCAAGCCGAUGAGUGUCGCGCAACUGGAGUCCCUCUGCAAUACCAUCUUGCAAAAGAUUGCGACCCUGGAGAUGGACGAGGGACCAAAGUUCAAGGGUUACUCAUACAAGCCAGGCUGGUUACUCAUCACCUGUAGUGACCAAAGGUCAAAAGCCUGGCUUGAACUAAUAACACCAUCCCUAAAACCAUGGCCGGAAGCCAAUCUCGGGGUUAUCCCUGAAAAUGAGCUUCCCAAGCCUAAUAUAGGGAUGGUGUUCAUCCCAGAGAUAGACGACUCCAAGGUAAAGCAGUCGCUAUCUCUGCUCUAUGCACAGAACCAGGGGCUGUACACAGAGCACUGGAAGAUUCUCCACACCAAAGUCGAGAAGAGUGGGGCUAUGGUAACCCUAUCUCUGGACGACAUGUCGGUGGAGAAUCUACAAAAAAAGGGCCUAAAGGCAAACUUAGGUUUCCGGGAGGUCCAGUUUCGGCUAAAGGGCCAACCAAAAACCCAACAGACCGAAACUCAACCUUCCCUAGACCCACCACCGCAGGAUGCAAACCCUAACCCACCCAACACCUUAUCCCAAACGCCUGCCCGAAAGGUGCCUUCAGGUCCAAAACGGGCGGCUCCUUCGACACCCAAUCCCAAACCAGGAUCAUCGGGCGCGCAGCGGUUUCUCGCCAACCGGGGAGGCCAUAGGGGCAACAACCGCCCAAGGGGUAAAGGGGACAGAGGAGGCUACCAAGGGCGCACCAGUGCCCACCGCGGUGGCAAAUAAACACGACGCAUUCGGGGGUAGGGGGGUGAUGUUCCUUCAGGCCAAUCUCCACCACGCCAUAGCGGCCACAGCGGUCGUUGAAAAGCUUUUUGGCGAAAAUGGCCUGGACAUCGCUCUCAUUCAAGAACCAUGGAUCAACACCAAGUCCAUGGCACCAGGACUGAACAGGGCAGGAAAGAACUAUGCAGUGAAGACCAAGUAGCUGCCUACGUCGAUCUCAAAGGGAGAGGAGCACGCAAGGUAAUAGUCUGCUCCGCCUACCUGCCCGGAGAGAAGCAAGAUCCCACAGAAGAACUGACUAAAGUGCUAGAGUACGCUCAGGCACAAAAGGCGGAACUUAUUGUGGGAUGUGACGCCAACGCCCACCACACCAUCUGGGGGAGCACUGGAAUCAACAAAAGGGGUGAGUUACUAUCCCAAUUUAUCUUUACUAAUUGCCUGCACUUGUUGAAUAAGGGCAAUACGCCCACCUUCGUAACUAGAGCUAGGCAAGAAGUAUUAGAUAUAACCUUCGCUACUGAAAAGGCGGCGAGCUGCCUAGCCGACUGGCGUGUCAGCAGCGAAAAUUCAAUGUCGGACCAUAGACAUAUUUUGUUCAGGGUAAAAGGCUCUCUAGAUAGGGAACCACUUACGCGUAGAAAUCCAAAAGAAACGUCUUGGGAAGCCUACAAGGCCGACCUCGAAUACCGUCUAAAGGAUGUCCCAAAAUAUGUCAAAACCCCAGAUUCUCUCAACUUGGCAGUUAAUUUAAUAUCUGAAGGCAUACGUAGGGCCUACGAACAAAGCUGCCCACUGAAAGAGUCAAAAACUACUAACACAACGACGUGGUGGAACAAAAGGCUAGAAAAUCUCCGUAGGUCCACACGUCGCAUAUUCAAUCACUCGACCA
This is a messenger RNA of Cydia strobilella, 1973 nucleotides long. RefSeq lists its product as uncharacterized. NCBI's taxonomy places the organism in Eukaryota, Metazoa, Arthropoda, Insecta, Lepidoptera, Tortricidae. The coding region runs from base 131 to 1084 and encodes 317 amino acids. The transcript has 2 exons. The record is from RefSeq and is a predicted model, not a curated record.